CCGCUGAGAUAAAUCACAGCCUUUGGCUUUGGUAUAUAAGCAGACGGCGCAGGUUGUUCAAGGCUAGCGGCUGUGGGGAGACAACGGCAUGUCUACGUCAGGCUGUGUUCUGGUCGUCGUUGUGUUGUUAUGCGCAUUGCGGCUGUCGGCGGCUGGCUAUGGCCACUACGGUCACGGAGGACAUGGAAUUGUUGUGCACAAGAUCAGCGAUGGUGGUUAUGGGCACGGUCAUGGCCAUGGCCACGACUACAAGACCCACGCAAUUAAGGGUCCUACGUUUCUCGUAAAGACAGUUCACCAUAUCAAAAAAAUUCAUCCCGGAGGCGGCUACCUGGGUCACUACAGCCACGGCCACGGCCACGGACAUGGUCAUGGUCACGGUGGAGGACACGGAGGGUACGGCAAAGUCAUAAUCAUCAAGAGCAAACACGGCCAUGGUGACGAACAUGGUUACGGCCAUGGACACGGUGGGGGCCAUGAUGGGGGUCAUGGCGGCUACGGUGACUGGUGGUGAAGCGCAUGUCGCUUUCGCAACGUGCCUCUCGUAUACCAAAGAUUUGUUUUAACCGCCAUGUCAGAAAUGGGCACUCUGACACUAGGCUGCUGAAACUCCUGUACCUAAAUUUACUGCGCUUUAAAAUGGUUGGCGCUUAUUUUAAAAGUUCGCAUGGAUACAAAUGUUCCUCCCCAGUGCUGAGCUGGACCUCUGCUCUGUACUUGUAAAUAUUAUGUAAAUAAAA
Molecule: messenger RNA, 740 nt
Organism: Rhipicephalus sanguineus (brown dog tick)
Lineage: Eukaryota; Metazoa; Arthropoda; Arachnida; Ixodida; Ixodidae
Product: holotricin-3-like
Exons: 3
Coding region: 89-514 (141 amino acids)
Source: RefSeq, a predicted model, not a curated record